GUUUAUUAUGUUUUAUCAUGUUUACCACUAACUUUGAGGUGGAUGAAAGUCUUUCGGGUAAAGGCAUGCAACCUAAAUACCAAGACGAAGGUUCCGAAGGCAGGAGUCUGGUCGUUAGACGUUAGUACUUUAGAUAAGGUCUACCAUUUUAGCACCAUAUCUUGAGACAGGAAUAGGCAAUGCAACCAGUGCAUGAUAGUACGAACAAAUGUUCAGUGUAUGAUAGUACGAACAAAUGUUCAGUGUAUGAUAGUACGAACAAAUGUCAACAUAUAAAUGGUUAGAAUUAUCUGGGAACUGUUCUUUAAACAGCACCUAGCUACCUUAAAUACGUAGAAAUACAGCCAUGCGCAACAUUUAAGAUACGAUUACAGUGAUAGCAUUGUCAUAUGAAACAGUAGAUCGACAGGGAUUCCUUUCAAUUAACCUGUAUUUAUUGUGGCUUAAAUCUCCUUCGCCAUGACAUUUUAGCAGCAGAGAAAGUAAUCCGUGCAUUAAUAAUAUCAUAGUUAUCUUUGCGACAAGGUAACGAAAUAAUGAUUUUACUACGAAACUGUAGGCGAAAUUGCUUCGUUGUAAACCUUCUAGUGACAUGUUUUGUCAUUGCGAUGUAUAUGCACACCAGGAGUAUUAAAUUAUUCAUAUCUUUUGUAUGCAUGUAAAAACUAUUGUCAAAUGCAAACAAACAGAACUGCAUUAUCAAACAAUAGUUUUCCAGGAAGAACAGCAAUUUCAAGAUAACCCUGAAUUUCAACGUGCUAAAUUCGUUUGUUUUGCACAUGUCGAAUGGAGAGUUAAAUCAUUGAGUUUCACUAUGAGCUCCAAAGGGAUAAAAAAUAUUGAGGUACCUCGGUGUGUGCUAAAUAUCGCAUUGCUGUAUGCAUUCCUGAUUACGGUCAGUCAUUUGUUAGCCUGGGUGACGAUUGCACGUCAUGAGAGAAUUAUUGAGGAGUUAAGGAGAAAUAACGUGAAAGAAAACGAUCAGCUUAUAAGAUCAGCUUCUGAGAGGCUCAGAAGUGAUGAUGGAGAAGACGUUGUAUUGCAAAGUAAUGAUGUGUUGAAGCUUUUUGCUGGAAAGAAGGAAAACAUUGAACAGCGGUCUAGAAGGAAUUUGGACUCCAGCCAAAGGAAAAACAACAGCUCUCAACAGCAGCCAGUGAAAGGACCCAAAGGAAAUAAAGGAGAAAAAGGUAAUAAGGGUGAUCAGGGGUACUUUGGACGGGACGGUUUGCCUGGUCCCCCAGGUCAAAGAGGUGAACGUGGAGACAAAGGUAUGCAGGGACCACAGGGAUAUCAAGGAUUCCCUGGACCUCAGGGAACACCAGGACAACCAGGUGUUAGCGGCAGAAAUGGAUCACCUGGAUCAAAUGGUUUAAAAGGAAUGAAAGGUGAUAAGGGUGAUCAAGGUGAUCAAGGGAGGAUAGGACGAGACGGUAGGGAUGGUACGACUGGACCUCGGGGACAAAGAGGAGAACGUGGGGAUAAAGGUAUGCAAGGACCACAGGGAUUUCAAGGAUUUCCUGGGCCUCAGGGUUCACCAGGACAACCAGGUGUUCGCGGCGAAAAAGGAGCGACUGGAUCAAAAGGAAUCAAAGGAGAUGAAGGGCUUCCAGGUAAAGUAGUCAAGCAUCUUCAUUCAGCCCAUAUUGUUGCUUCGGGAAAGAGAAUAAAAUCAGAAAGUGGUAACAAAGUGAUGAGCCCAAAAGUGACAUGGAAAGCUCAGCACCGAUCUGGGAGAAUGCAUUACAGGAAUGGUUAUCUUACAAUAGGAAUCGAUGGUGUCUAUUUUGUGUAUUGUCAGAUGUUCUAUUAUGAUGGAACUAGUUCAUACAUUGGUUAUGAGGUUUAUCUAGAUGGUAAAAGAAUUCUCAAGGCCGUCCAUAGUGUUGCAAGCAGAACGAGAAAAUACCAAACUCAAUACACUAGUGGUAUUUUUGAAAUAUCGAGAGGACAAAAGAUCUCAGUUGAAUCACCGUUCGCAAAGUAUUAUUAUUUUAAUGAAACAUUGUCUUUCUUUGGAGCAUUUAUGCUGCAUGAAAAACCAACUUAAGCUCCUCACUAACAGGAAUUAACACGUUCUUUUGCAAUAGUUAUGAAUAUGGAUGAUAUAUAUAAUUAUGUAAAAUUGCUAAAGUCAAUUUGUUCGUAUAUUUGCAUGUCACUAUUUUAAAAGUAGAAAAGUGGGAUCAUAUUUCAUAUUUAUAUAUACAUAUAUCAUGCAUUGUAGAUAAUAACAUUAUUUUAUAGCAUUGUAUUAUACAUUACUUUUAGUAUAGUUAUACUCACCCUUUGGAAGUACAAAUUAACCGAUCAAUAACUAAAUUAGCUACAAGAACUUUUUUCGUCGCACACAAGAUAAACUUGCCCCACGAAGUAUGUACCUUAUAUGAGUAGCUUUAUAUAUUAUAGUAUUCCUAUAUAUAUUGCAAAGUAUAUCACACAAAUACAUAAAAUAGUAAAUUCAGCUUCACGCGUGUACUGUAUUUUGGCGGUGUACAAUGGCAAUUAUUUUUAGACCUGAACUUGUGUGAACCGUUAAUUUACAUAAAAUAAAGGGAAGAGUAUAGGUUUAACUGUAAAUAGUUGUUUUUUUCUACUUCCUAGUCACAUACAUUUCCUGAAUGUCAACUAAAAUAUACAAGGCGCGAACAGGAAUAUUGUUUAAACGUGGGUGCAAAUUAAAUUAAUUUUAUUUCGCUUCGCCUCGCUUCGGGUAACAGUAUUACAUAACAUAUAUUGCACUUUCAACUUAAUUGAGUGCUUGAUCACUAGGCUAUCUCGCGAAGCAGCAA
Messenger RNA from Dendronephthya gigantea, 2792 nucleotides. RefSeq names its product collagen alpha-1(XVII) chain-like. Gene Ontology annotation, cellular component: membrane. NCBI's taxonomy places the organism in Eukaryota, Metazoa, Cnidaria, Anthozoa, Malacalcyonacea, Nephtheidae. The transcript has 8 exons. The record is from RefSeq and is a predicted model, not a curated record. Gene Ontology annotation, molecular function: tumor necrosis factor receptor binding. Bases 653 to 2050 code for a protein of 465 amino acids. Gene Ontology annotation, biological process: immune response.